GUGGACGAGGUCGACGAGGGUCUGUUGCAGUUACAGCAGCUGGAGGAGCUCAUCCUCAGUGCCAACCAGAUCAGCAGGAUAACCUCAGCCAACCUGCCGCGGAUGCUGAAGGUCCUGGAGCUCUGCUGUAACGCUGUGGCUGAUCUGCAGGACCUGUGCGCUCAGCCUCCUCCGGAGCUGCAGCAUUUGGGGCUGGGAUACAACAGGCUGUGUGGUCCUUCGCAGGACAACUACCUCACUGCGGACUUCUGGCCAAAUCUUGUCUCCCUUGACCUGAGCUUUAACAACUUCACGAAUCUGCUGGGGCUGGUCUCCCAGCUGUGCAGUCUGCAGAAGCUCCGUGUCCUGGUGCUCCAAGGGAACCCGCUGGCUCUCAUUCCCACUUACAGAGGCUUCCUCGUGGACAGCCUGCCCAAGCUCUCCAUCCUUGAUGACAUCCACAUAGGGCCUGACGAGAGGCACCAGUUCCAUGGUUUAGCGAGGCAGCCAGAGCUGAUAAAGAGCGAAGCGCGAGUGGUUGUGAGCAUUGGGGAAAUCAAGGGAGUCCCUGAUCCCAGCGCUCGUCAGCAGCUGGAGGUUGGCUCCGAGGCUCCGGUGAUCACCUACAGCUACUGUGUGACGUACGAGUUUGCACAGGUAGAAGAGAUCGAGGACGGCAGCAGCACUGAGGUAACAAAUAUCCAUCAGCGUCCCGUGGUGGCCACCCUGGAUGUGGACAGCUCUGCUCAGGACACAAGGGAAGCAAAGGGCCAGCAGGAGCCUGCAGCCAUGGAGGAGCCCAACGCCCACUCUGCAAAGGUAUUUGUCACCCCUGGAAAGCCCUGGGCAAACACCAUCGACUGCAGCUACAGGAAGGAGCACACUGCCAAGGACUUAGUGGGGCUGAAGUCCUACCUGGCGUCUGGAACGAUCGUCUCGGUCAUGGAGGAGAAGGUGCUCUCAUGGCCUGUUGAGGCUGACCCAGAAGAAAAUGCAGUCAUGAAGGGGAAGGCAAGUCGGGGGCUGCAGAAGGACAGUGCCAAGGUUCCUGUGCCCAGGGACAAGCAGAAAAAGAAGUCGUCAUGUGAACUCCGCAGCGAUCCUCCUAUUCGGAGGACCCUGGGCACCGGGAGGGUGACCCUGGAGACCCUGCUGGCCACCGAGGACCUGGUGGCAACCGUGUGUGACUUUGGGAUCCUGAUCACUGAGCAGCCGCUGCAGCUACCAAGUCUGGAGGAGAAGGUAAGGAGCGACAGGAAAAAAGGCAAAGACAAGAGCAAAAAAACAAAAGCAGAGAGAGAAAGUCAGGCCAGCCAGAAAGCCACGGCGUCUGACAGAGGAAAAAGAAAAAACAAAGACUCUGCUGAACUGGAGGAGGGUCGAGGGCUCCAGCCGGUGCCGCUGACAGUUCAAUUCCAGAUGCAGCUGCUUCGGUGGCCCUCAGCAGCCGGUACCCAGAGCCAGGAGAGCAUGGCCAUGGCAGCGGGGAAGACUCA
Pelecanus crispus (Dalmatian pelican) is the source of this 1475-nucleotide messenger RNA. The record is from RefSeq and is a predicted model, not a curated record. Lineage: Eukaryota; Metazoa; Chordata; Aves; Pelecaniformes; Pelecanidae.